AUGUUGUUUUCUUCUGAUUUAAAUUUAUUCUUUACUAUUUUCGUCUGUCUUUCAUGUCUAUAUUUCUCUGCUCAUAGUAUAGCUAUGACUCGCUACAAGAAAUCUGUUCCAUUUGAAAUCAAUUAA
Messenger RNA from Arxiozyma heterogenica, 126 nucleotides. RefSeq lists its product as uncharacterized. NCBI's taxonomy places the organism in Eukaryota, Fungi, Ascomycota, Saccharomycetes, Saccharomycetales, Saccharomycetaceae. The coding region runs from base 1 to 126 and encodes 41 amino acids. The record is from RefSeq and is a predicted model, not a curated record. The transcript has a single exon.